This is a messenger RNA of Styela clava, 2363 nucleotides long. RefSeq names its product tropomodulin-1-like. Gene Ontology annotation, cellular component: cytoskeleton; myofibril. The record is from RefSeq and is a predicted model, not a curated record. Gene Ontology annotation, molecular function: tropomyosin binding. NCBI's taxonomy places the organism in Eukaryota, Metazoa, Chordata, Ascidiacea, Stolidobranchia, Styelidae. Gene Ontology annotation, biological process: actin filament organization; pointed-end actin filament capping; myofibril assembly.
UUUUUAUUUCGUAGAAAUUUUUUAUUUAAAUUUUAAUAAAAUUGGUCCAAGACAAUGACGGACUAUACUGAUAUGCAAAUGAAGGAACGUGAAAAGUAUUUGGCUCUAGAUGAAGAUGAAUUACUUGCUGGAUUAAAUGAAGAUGAAUUAGAACAACUUGAACUGGAACUGGAGGAACUUGACCCUGACAAUGAAUUAUUACCUGCUGGUAUGAGACAGAAAGAUCAAACAAAGAAAAAGGCCACCGGAAAACUGAACAGAGAAGAAUUGAUGGACUUUUUAGAAAGUGAAGCAAAAUUGAUAGAGGAUGUUGAAGAGACUGUCCCAUAUCAACCUGGAGUGAAAAGAGGGAAAGUAUUUGUGCAGCAGGAAAGUGUAGAAGGGGUAUUAAGGCCUGCUAAUUUGGAUCCGGAGUUGGAAGAAGCCCUUGAUAAUGCAAGUGAAGCAGAAUUAACAGAUAUUGCUGCCAUACUUGGUAUGCACACAUUGAUGAGCAGUGACCAGUUUUACAGUUCUAUCAAAUCAUCAAAGAUUGCCAACCAGUCUGGUUUCACCAGUGUAACGAAAUGUGAUUUGAAAGUUUCUCCUAUCAAUGAGCCUCCUAAUCCAACGGAUGUCGAUAAAACCUUAAAACUGUGUCAAGAAGAUGAUGCUGAGCUUACUGACAUCAAUUUGAAUAACAUAAAAAAUAUCCCAAUACACACUUUGAAAGCAUACUGCGAAGCCUUGAAGACAAACACUCAUGUUAUUUCGUUUUCUCUCGUCAACACAAGAAGUAAUGAUGCAGUGGCAGGCGCAAUUGGUGACAUGCUGAAAAUAAAUCGGGUUUUGAAAAUACUGAAUGUUGAAAGUAACUUCAUGUCUGGUGAUGGUCUUCAAAGUAUAUUAAAAUGUUUGACGGAAAACGACUGUAUUGAACAACUCCGAGUUGACAAUCAGAGGUCUCAGUUUGGUAAUAAAGUAGAAAUGGAAAUGGCUGAUUUCAUCACUCAAAGUUCAACGUUGCUCAAGUUCGGUUAUAACUUCAGAUUGCAAGGUCCACGGUCCAUAGUUGCUGCACACUUGCUGAAAAAUAAUGAUGCUAAACGACUGACGAGAGUCGAAUUCAAUCCAUCGAGCGUAGUCACAAAAACUGUUUACAAGAAGAAGAAAUGAUUUUGAUUCAAUAUUUUUUUUAUUUUAUGAUGUCGAAAAUACUGUACCUAACGAUUCUGCUGCUUUUUAUGAUUAGGACUUUCUCUCGGAUAUUUAUCAUCAGGACUCUCCAAGCAUUUAACACUUAUUAUGUAUUUGAUCGUGAAUUACUCGUUAGGUAAAAAGUACCUAAGUGGUGAGAUAUCUGCAUUAAACUAUGUAACUGAAAAUUUUUAAUUUUGGAAUAGUAAAUGGUUAGUGCAGUUUAGUGGCAUUUUCAUUGCUAUUUAGUUGUGAUUUCGCUGCUAAAAAGGCAUUUUUAUGUUGUGUCGCAUAGAUGAAUGAGUUACAUGAAUACUUUAAAUUGGUAUGCAGCUAAAAAGCAAAAAAUGCAAUGCAGUAGUAUUUUUCUUCAUUACCGUGUACUGAUAGUUGAGAUUUGAAAAAUGUUGAGGGUGUUAUAGGGAAUCUGUUGUAAAGUUGGUUUAUGUAAUUUCUUAUAAGCCGGAUAUUUUCAAUAUCUUACUAAAUUGGUCAAAAAUUUUACACCAGUUCAAGUUUUAAGAGUUUUCAAAAUAUUAUCGAUAACAUUCGUCGCACAUUUCAAUUCAAUUUGAAUCAAUGAUAAUAAAUUUCAAUAAACGUCAGUAGAGCAGUAGUAGGACCAUGGUCUGGCGACAUAUGAACAACAUAUAAACAUUUUGUGCCUUAUUUUCUGGAAGCUUGUCGUGAUUUUGUUGCAUUUUAAGUUUAAUAAAAAUUAUUUUUCGAUUGAUUUUUAGAUUUUUGGUGAUACUUGCUUGAGCUAUGUAUUGUAUUUUCUCUCAUUAUUCUAAUAGUUCUGAUGAUAAUAUUUCUGAUGAAGGGUAAAAGUGUUUUCUUGUUUAGAGCUAUUGCACUCUGCAGAUGUGGAGCUCAUUAUUGCCUCUUGAGUGUUAUUUCGACACGUUUUCUGAGUGCUGUCAUUUCAAUGCACAUAGCAGCUGUCCUUUAUUCAUUUGCACCCUUGUUUUAACGCCCUUUUAACUGAUCACGUCUAUGUUCUAUUAAGAAUAAAUGCUUUUCUAAUUUACUCAAUCUGUGUUAAUUAAUAUGAUUGAUAUGUUUUUGAGCUAAGGUGUCUUAUAGACCUUGCACUGUACAUUAAUAUAUUCGAAAUUGCACUUUAAUAAUAACUCUUGCAUGAUAUUGUAUAUAAAUGCAAAAUACAUUCAGUACUGGUAUCCAUA